This is a messenger RNA of Drosophila eugracilis, 1830 nucleotides long. RefSeq lists its product as uncharacterized. Bases 274 to 1575 code for a protein of 433 amino acids. The record is from RefSeq and is a predicted model, not a curated record. Lineage: Eukaryota; Metazoa; Arthropoda; Insecta; Diptera; Drosophilidae. The transcript is spliced from 2 exons.
AGCAUACUUUUUAGGGCUUACAAAAUGCUGGACCAUCAUUUUGAAUCGGACAAUUCUUAACAAAUAAAAGCUUCUAAAAUUCCUAUAAAAUUUAAAAAUAUUUCAGUAAUGCUUAGUUAAUCCAACUAAGUAGGCUUCUACCCUGCUGCCGGUCAGUUUGUUUCCCAGUUCAAGUAAUGGAAUCGACUAUAUUAAUAUCCAUGUAAAAUUCGAUCUCAAAAUUCAUCUUCCGUUCUCCUUUUUUUCUUUGUGCAUUUCGAUUGAAGUCACGCCAUGGCAUACACCAUCAGAUUGGACUGGAUAAGGAAAAUCCUGAGUACAUGCGGUACGAAACAUUGUCGUAGUAAAGACUGCUUAAAACAUAUGUUAACCCUGCUAGACAUUGCUGGCAAACCAAAGAUCUGCAAUGAAGAACCCAUGUGGCGGGUGAUCAGGAACAACUCAAGCACGGCAUCCGGUGGCAGUGAGUCCCGCAAGAUGGGAAGGAUCAGGGCCAAGACGCCCUACAACGAAGCACCAUUCAGGGUCAACACAUCUCCAAAUGUUCAUCUGGUAAGGAUCCAUCCCUUGGUUAAGGGUCAGAACAAAAAGCCGAAGCGCCUGCCCACCGAUAAAGCAGCCACGAUGAGGAAGUACAAUGCACAGAGGAGAGAAGGGCAGCUGGCACAGACCAUGCGAUCACAGGAUCCCAAUGUUGGUCUCAGACCAAGCUCCACUAUACCGUUAAAGAUCUUCGGAAUGGCCCCAAAGGAGCGCAUUCAGUUUGAUCAUCUGUCCAGAGAUGUCCAAACGCCUUCUCAACUGGCCAUCGAUUUGUUGAAAGCCAAAAAUAUGGAAAGGAUGGUACGCGACUCACAGUCCAGGCUGUUGAACGAGCGGGUCAAGAAACUCUUUGAGAAGCAUGAAGAAACCGAGGCAGAAAGGAAGAACCAGAUAGGUGAUAGGUCAGAAAAAUCGGAAAAUGAUUCCCAAAUCAUGACAAUGGAACUGGGACAGCAGGAGGCCGAGGGAUUGUUGGAACUACUGAAGAAAGCAAUAUCUCUGGGAUGUUUCAACUGCACGGAUCACUCGGAGGUGAAGUAUGUGAAGAUCUCAAGGAUUCAGACGAAGCUGGAAUGGAAUGGCAUGCGUCCCAGCCACUGUACUAUCGAUUCCUUUACCGCAAUUAGUGGCAACAAAAGUGAGAAUUCACAGUCUACCACUGACUACCACAUGCACAUCCGCUGUGCCAAGAUGCCAAGGCCACCACCAAAAACGAUGGCCAAAAAAUCCAACUCCCAGUUAAUGGCCUCCACUUUCAUGAAGGAUGAACAGCGACGUCUGGAUCGAUUGAAGGCUGAGAAGGAGCAGUUAACCAUGAUCCAUGAUCCAGCUAAAUGCUCUGAUUUGGACAUUAGCUCGACGAUUCUCGAUCCCAAAGUUUUUGUCACGAAAAGUCUCGACCAGCACGAGAUUUCGUCGGCUAAUCCGGACUUUAGCUUCUCAUCGGAUAUCGUGGAAAAUCCAGAUAUCUUCUCACAAAAAAUGUCAAAAAGAGGAAUAAGAAAACCCAAGCCUAAACUUUUUCCAAACUGAAAUCGAAUUUUCGUGGAAAUUAUAGCAUUAAAAAACUGAAGACUUAACCAGUUACAAUUUUAAAUCGGAGACAUUCUUAUAGGUUUUAUAAUUUUUGUCAUGGCUUAAAAACUUUAACUAAAUCUAUUAAAGUUUUAAGAUUUUAUCUCACAAUUUGGGUUUGUUCCAAAAAACUCUUGGUCUAAGUCCCCUAAGUUCAUAUUUUCCAUGUUUUUGUUUCCCCAGAGAUCCAAUUCCUUCGAUUAGCUUGGUAAU